Serendipita indica DSM 11827 is the source of this 255-nucleotide messenger RNA. NCBI's taxonomy places the organism in Eukaryota, Fungi, Basidiomycota, Agaricomycetes, Sebacinales, Serendipitaceae. The record is from the annotation of a GenBank genome assembly.
AUGGCGUCUCAGAUCCUUCCCCUUGAACUCAUCGACCGCUGCAUCGGCUCGAGGAUCACAGUGAUUCUAAAAAACGACCGCGAAUUCACGGGUGUACUUUUAGGAUUCGAUGACUUUGUCAACAUGGUUCUAGAAGACGUCACAGAGUGCCAAACGCUACCCAGUGGCGAGCGUGUCAAGACAAAGCUGCAGACGACGCUGCUCAAUGGCAACAAUAUUUGCAUCCUACUACCAGGAAGCGAUGGGCUUGACUGA